Molecule: messenger RNA, 852 nt
Organism: Aspergillus affinis
Lineage: Eukaryota; Fungi; Ascomycota; Eurotiomycetes; Eurotiales; Aspergillaceae
Product: SDR family NAD(P)-dependent oxidoreductase
Exons: 2
Coding region: 1-852 (283 amino acids)
Molecular function (GO): oxidoreductase activity
Source: RefSeq, a predicted model, not a curated record
AUGGAACCUCCUAAGCCGCAAACCCUGACGGGCAAAAUCGCCAUUGUCACCGGCGCAUCGCGAGGUAUUGGCGCUGGCAUCGCUUUGGAUUUGGCGGAACGGGGCGCGAGAGUCGCAAUCACAUACACCUCCAACAGCAGCACCGCCCUCGCAACCAGCCUCGUCAACCAAAUCAGUUCCCUCCCAAAUCACACCACCACCUCAUCCACAACUCCAUCUCCAGCCAUCGCUAUCGCCAUCCAAGCCGACCUCACCAUCCCCACCUCCGCCUCACACAUCAUCACCACCACCCUCUCUGCCUUCCACACCUCCACCAUCGACAUCCUCGUCAACAACGCCGCCGUAUCCACGCCUUCCCCAUUACCCAACAUUACCCCGACAACUUACGGUGAUACAUUCAACCUGAACGUCCUUGCGCCGAUUCUUCUCACGCAAGCUAUCUUGCCUUACCUCCCAUCCCAAAAACACACCCCAAGAGAGUCAAGAGCCGGAGGAGCAGGCGGCCGAAUCAUCAACAUCAGCUCCGUCGCCUCCCGCAGCGGCUUCAAUAAUCUCUCCCUCUACAGCUCCUCCAAAUCCGCCCUGGAAGGGUUAACCCGCUGCUGGGCCACCGAGCUCGGCGCGGGCGGACACACCGUGAACGCGGUGAACAUAGGCCCUGUGCAGACGAACAUGUUGGAUGGGAUCGAUCAGGGGUUGGUGAGGAGACAGGUCGAGGAGACACCGGCGGAUGGUGGACGGAUUGGGGAGAUUAGGGAUGUUACUCCGGUUGUGGGGUGGCUUUGUGCCGAGGAGUCGAGGUGGGUUACGGGGCAGGUUGUUUCGGUGAGUGGGGGGUGGAGGAUGUAUUGA